Molecule: messenger RNA, 10336 nt
Organism: Monodelphis domestica (gray short-tailed opossum)
Lineage: Eukaryota; Metazoa; Chordata; Mammalia; Didelphimorphia; Didelphidae
Gene: USP42
Product: ubiquitin specific peptidase 42
Biological process (GO): protein deubiquitination; regulation of apoptotic process
Cellular component (GO): cytosol; nucleus
Molecular function (GO): cysteine-type deubiquitinase activity
Source: RefSeq, a predicted model, not a curated record
CUUAUGUCUUAUAGCCUAGAUUAAAUUAUAAGCACCUGUAGGGCAAGCUCUCUGUUGCUUUUCAAGUGUAUAUCCCUAGCACCUGGCAUUAGUUUCUUUAAAGUAGGCUCUUAAUGAAUGUUGAAUUGAAUUCUGCAUUUCAUUCUUUUUAGGUUCCAGGGGAGGGCAUGGACAAUAUUAUGAAUGAAGGAAAAACACAAACAACAAAUAUUUAUUUAGUAAAAGGCAUUGAUAGCAGUGUGGUAUAAUGCAAUGAGGGCAGAAAAUACCUAUGUUCUAGAACCAGUUACUAACUUGGAUAAGAAACAAACUUCUCUUGGCAUUUUUCUUUAUCUAUAGUAUACUGAAUCAACCAAUCAAUAAAAAUUUAUUAGUUGCUGAUUCAAUUCUAAUCUUUAACAGUACUAACACCUUUAUGGAUUACAGGAUUUACAAGAAUAUCCUACCUCACAGGAGGUCCUAGGUUCAAAUCUGGCCUCAUACACUUCCCAGCUGUUGUGGUCCUGGACAAGUCACUUCAGCCCCCAUUGCCCAGCCCUUACCACUCUUCUCCCUUGGAACCAAUACACAAUAUUGAUUCCAAGAUGGGAGAUAAAGGUUAAAAAAAAAAAGAAUAUCCUACCUCAGUAGAACAAGUGUGAUGAAUAGCUUUUGAUUCCUACAUUCUACAUUGUCUUGUAGACAAGUAAAGGUAGCUUCAUUUUAAUGAAUUGUCUGUGCUCAUUGGAUAGUACUGUUAGGAAUGUGCCACUACAUCCUCCAGUCAAGUUUUAAAAAUAAAACAAAGGAAAAACCAUUAUAUUACAUAUGGCUAACCAAGUUGUGGCAUAUGAUUUUGAUGGAAUACUGCUGCUCUGUAAGAAAUGAUGAGCAGGUUAAUUUUGGAAAAACAUGGAAAGACCUACAUGAAAUUAUGAAGAGUAAAAUAAGUAGAACCAAGAGAACAUUAUUUACAGCAAUAGAAAUGUUUGAAGAAUGACUUGUAUAUAUCCACCCCUAAAGAGCUGAUAAAUAGAAAUAAGACAUAGAUUUAUAUAAACAUAUAUCUUUUUGUUAAAUGAUACCUUCUGUAGCCAGGGGAGGAUGUGUGGGAAGUACUUGGAAAUUUUAAUGUAACAAACAAUUUUUAAAAUGAAAAAAAAUUAUAGGUGGUACCAUUUUAUUCAAGAUAUUUAGGCUUUGAUGGAGUGUGGGAAUGGGGAUUUUAGUUGAUUCAUAUUGUUGAACUAGUUUCACAACUCAUCUUUGCUUCAUACUUUGGUUCCCUUAAUAGUAAAAUUCAAUUCAGAAUCACAAUCUCAAAGUUGGAAAGGCCAUCUAGCCCAACUCUAAACAAGAAUUCCUCCCAAUUAAGCUGUCAUCUGGGCACGGCUAGAAGACCUCCAGAAUGGAGGGCAGGGGAGAUACCCCUUAAUCCCCAAAGUAUCCAAUUUCACCUUGGGACACUCCUCAUUUUUGGGAACUCAGCAUUUCUACUGGAAUUGAAAUAAAAAUAGCACUAGAUUAAACUCGAUUAAGACCUGGAUUUUGCAGUUUUUUCCAGGUCUGUUAAACUUUGAUUAAGUCUUGACUGUUUACAGAAGCAUUAUAGGUUUGGAGGAAACAAAGGCCAAAAUGAAACAUUCCAGGCCCUUAAGGAACUGACAUUCCAUUGGGAAGAAUUCAACACAGAUAAGAGUAAUUCAGAGUGAUCUAUAUGAGGUAGGAGAGAGCACUGACAAUUGAGGGACUUAAAGGAGGCACACAAGCUAACCUUGGACAAAAUAGGUUCUGAGAAGAGAGCUGGAGGAGAGGGUAUUGGAAACCUCGCAAUAGUGGGGUAGGCUGUCUUUACCAGAAGUGUCAAACUCAAAUAUAAAAGGGAGAGCUAAAUCCCAGCAGGCUACAUAUUGACUUAGAAAACCACAAAUUACCAUUAUCUACAUUUUAUCAUAUUCUUGUAUAUUUUGUUAAAUACAGUGCUUUCCAACUUAUAUUUUAAUCUGGUUCAGUACACACACUAGGGAGUUUAGCUUGCCUCCUCAGCCAUGAGUUUGAUAACCUCUGGCCUACAUACUGUAGAGAGGCAGAAAAGGACAUGUUUAGUUUGAAGAACAGAUAGUGAUACAGCUUGGGUAGUAUAUAGGCUGUAUUUUUGAAGGAGUAUAAUGUAAAAAAAAAGGCUGAAGCGAAGAGUAAGAUCUUGGAGAGCCUUAAUUAACAAGAUUUCUCUCUCUCUUUUUAAAAAAAUAAAAACCCUGGGGGCAGCUGGGUAGCUCAGUGGAUUGAGAGCCAGGCUUAGAGACUGGAGGUCCUAGGUUCAAAUCUGACCUCAGACACUUCCCAGCUGUGUGACCCUGGGCAAGUUACUUGAUUACCUUCCAUCUUGGAAUCAAUACUGUGUAUUGGCUCCAAGGCAGAAGAGUGGUAAGGGCUAGGCAAUGGGAUAACAAAGACAGAUAUUUCUUGCUCCAAAAUCUAAAUGUUAAUAGUUGGGGCAUCCAUCAUUCUGAACAUGCAACUUGAUUAUAUCUACUAUGCAACAUUGAUGUUCUUUGCUCUACCUGGAAGAGGCAGACUGUAGUAAUUGAGGACUGUAGGAAUUGGGGGAACUGGCUCCUUUAUUCAUUUGAUGUUGAUCCCAGGUCAAGUCACCUAACCUCUAAGCUCCAGUAUCCUAAUCUUUAAUAUGAGGAUUUUGUUGUUCAGACACUCUUCCUGACUCCCAUGGCCCAAAGUUUGCCAGGCUCCUUCACUAUCUUCUGAAGCCUGGUCAAGCUCAUGUUUGUUUCUUUAUCCAUCUCAUUCUCUGUCUCCUCCUUUUUCUUUUGCCUUCAUUUUUUCCCCCAACUUUAUCAUCUUUUCAGUGAGUCCUGUUUUAUCAUGAUGUGGCCAAAGUAUUUAAGUUUUGAAUUCAAUAUUUGACCUUCCAGUGAAUACUCUCAAUUUCUUUAAGCAUUGAUUGAUUUUAUCUCCUUGUUGUCCAAGAGACUCUCAAAAGCCUUUCCUUGCAUCAGAAUUCAAAAGCUUAAUUCUUCCACUCUCAUAGUCACACAUUAUUACUGGAAAAUCAUAGCUUUGACUAUAUGAACUUUGUCAGCAAGGUGAUGUCUUCUGCUUUUUAGUAUGUGAUCCGGAUCUACCAUAGCUUUCCUUCCAAAAAGCAAGUGUCUUUCAAUUUCAUGGCUAUCUCAAUAUUUAUAUAAUGAAUAUUAUCAUCAUUAGUGUUAGUAAUGCAAAUCAUAUUUUAUUGCAUCUAUUUUAAAAGUUACAAACCUUAAAAUUAAAACUCCAAGGACAUAUGAAUGAUUAUUGUGGAUAACAUGAAAUUUUUUGUGCUUUAUCUAAACCACACGAGAUAAAUACAAACCUGUGUUCUUGCUAUUUUCAUAUGUAUUUCCAUAUUCCAUGUGUAUUGAUUUCAUGAUGAUGCCAAUGAAUCUGCUAGUCUUUGAAAUUUAUUUUAAAAAUCUGCCAUUUCCCAAAUUCUUUGACUUUAAGGAAUUUUUUCAACGGACAAACAUUUGCAAACAGCUAAGUCUUACUCGGGAAUAGAAGGUGCCUGAUUACAUAUACCAUGAGUUAUUAACUUAGCCUAUGAAUUUGGAUGAGGGGGGGAAGGUAUCCUACAUCUUUAUUUUCAUUAACCUCAAAGUGAAAUUUAGCAUUUCUUCAAAUUAUUUGUGAGAAGGGGAUCAUAGGUUUUGCCAGACAGGUGUCUCUGAACACAAAAAUUUUAAGAACCUUUGAAUUCGACCAUUUCCAGAGAGAGAAUCUCCUGAUUCCCAAACAUCUUAUGGGUCUAUGCCACAGAAAGAAAAUAUUUUUUCCCCAACAAAACUUUCAUACACUCAUACGUAUAUGUGUGUGUAUGAAAUGGUGCAAAUAAAACCUAUCAUUAAAUGAAUAUUCAAAGACGUCUUCAGUUAGCAAAAAUGACCAGCAACUUGGUCAACUCUUUCUGAUCUAGCCGCUACUAUAUUCGCGCGUUCUGUUGCAGGAGCCCACCUUGGGAGGAGGUCGGGAUAGUUUUCGGGGAAAGGUAGGUUUGUUUGGCAUCUCGCUUGGGGGCGUUGAGAGGACUCCCCCAACGCCCUGCCUUUUGUUUCUUGGGAUACUCUCCUUGGAGCCCCUUUAGAAAAAAGUGGGUGGGAUUCCCGCGAGAAACAAUGCAGGGGGCAAAGGGAGUUUCCAAGUUGGGCCUGGAGAAGAAGGGCAGCCAGUCAGUGUGCGCGAAACCCGCGGAAACUUUUGUGGGCGGAUAACCAAGGGCAGCGGGGGAAUCCAGAAGGGCGCUCCUGGUGCAGCGCCCCGGGGCCAGGCUGGGGCUGAUAGAAAAGCGGCAGCAGCUGCUCUUUAAAGUACAACUCUAAAAGGUGAAGAGACACAUACAUACAUACAUACGCACGCACACUCGGGGGCAGGAGCGACGCCGGGGGCGUGGAAGGGAGCGAUCUUUUCACGCUGUCGGAAAGGGACGGCCACCGCUUUGGAAUGCUUUCAGUGUUGGCCAGGCACCUAGGAAACUGCUUCACGCUUUCCGCUUCAUCCUCCACAGCCGCAGGCGGAGGGCGCCUACAACAAGUUUCUCAGCAUCCCCUCGACCUCCUUCUCUUCCUCCGUAGGGCUCCGGCUCUUUGGCGACCUCCUCCAGCCUCGGAGAGGGGGUGGGGCGGGGCGGGGUAGGUGGAGUGGGGAACCGCCGACCCGUUAGUUCCUAGAAGCGCCACCUGGACGAUCGCUUCUGAGCCGCGGGGCUGGCGGCGUGCCAGGCUGGAGCACAGCGUUGGCGUGUCGCUGCGCCCCCUGGUGGCGAGAGUCGAGUACUGUCGGCGGCGCCGGCUCCUGACCCGGAGGAGGCGUCGGCGGCGGCGGCGGCGGCGGCGGCGGUGCCCGGAUGGAGGCACGUCAUUGUCCCCCGCCGGGCGGUUCAGGCUGUGUGCGGCGGCGGCGGCGGCGGCAGCGGCAGCGACGGCGGCAGCAGCAGCGGCGGCAGCAGCAGCAGCGGAGUAGGCGGCGGCGACGGCCGGACGGGGAUGGAGGGAGUGAGGAGCAGAGCCAGGUAAGGUGAACAAUGACUAUAGUUGACAAAGUAUCUGAAUCUUCCAACCCAUCAGCUUGUCAGAAUCAACCUGGCAGCUCAGUGGCACCUUCACUUGGAGACAUGGACUCAGGCUCUGCAAGUUGGGGAGCUGUAUCUUCUUUGACAGACAUCCCCAAACAUAAAAUUUCUUUAGGACCAGUACCUGGUGCUGCAAUAUAUUCUAAUUCAUCUAUAUCUGACAAACCAAAGCCAUCAGCACAAAAAGAUCAAUCUACAGGUGAUGGCAUUGCACCUCCACAGAAGGUCCUUUUUCCAGCUGAAAAAAUUUGUCUAAAGUGGCAACAAUCUCACAGAGUUGGAGCUGGGCUCCAAAAUCUGGGCAAUACGUGUUUUGUCAAUGCUGCAUUGCAGUGUUUAACAUAUACGCCACCUCUUGCCAAUUAUAUGUUAUCUCAUGAACACUCCAAAAUAUGCCAUGAGCAAGGAUUCUGUAUGAUGUGUACCAUGCAGGCCCAUAUUACCCAGGCACUCAAUAAUCCUGGCAAUGUCAUCAAACCGAUGCCAGUCAUCAAUGAUCUUCGACGUAUAGCUAAACACUUCCGUUUUGGAAACCAGGAAGAUGCCCAUGAAUUUCUUCGAUAUACUGUUGAUGCAAUGCAGAAAGCAUGCCUGAAUGGCAGCACUAAAUUGGACCGGCACUCCCAAGCUACCACUCUUGUUUGUCAAAUAUUUGGAGGCUACCUGAGGUCUCGAGUAAAGUGUAUGAACUGCAAAGGAGUUUCUGAUACCUUCGAUCCAUACCUUGAUAUUCCAUUGGAAAUAAAGGCUGCCCAGAGUGUCAACAAGGCCUUGGAACAGUUUGUGAAGCCUGAGCAAUUAGAUGGAGAAAAUUCCUAUAAAUGUAGCAAGUGUAAAAAGAUGGUUCCAGCUUCAAAGAGGUUUACUAUACAUAGAUCAUCUAAUGUUCUUACCUUAUCUUUGAAACGUUUUGCAAAUUUUAGUGGUGGAAAAAUUGCCAAGGAUGUGAAAUAUCCUGAGUAUCUUGAUAUUCGACCAUAUAUGUCUCAACCUAAUGGAGAACCAAUUAUUUAUGUUCUAUAUGCAGUGUUAGUGCAUACUGGUUUUAGCUGUCAUGCUGGUCAUUACUACUGUUACAUAAAGGCUAGUAAUGGACAGUGGUACCAGAUGAAUGAUUCCAUUGUUUCCACCAGUGACAUCAGAUCAGUGCUUAAUCAGCAGGCUUAUGUCCUCUUUUAUAUCAGGUCCCAUGAUGUGAAAAAUGGAGGUGAACAUACUCAUUCCAUUCAUACUCCAGGACAGUCUUCUCCUCGACCAGUGAUCAAUCAACGGGUAGUUAGUAGUAAACAGACUGUAUCAGGCUUUAUUGGACCACAACUUCCUCCUCAUAUGAUAAAGAGUUCUAAUCACUUAAAUGGGACUGGACCAUUGAAGGAAACUCCAAGUUGUUCUGUGGCAAGUGCUAGUAGUUCUAAUUUAAACAGAGCAAGUCCUGCUCCUGCUUCAACUUCUAUUCAAAACUGGACAGUUAACAGACCUUCAAUUAUUCCUGAGCCUCCUAAGAAGCAAAAAAUCACUAUCAGUAUUCAUAACAAGUUGCCUGUUCGACAAGGUCAGUCUCAACCUAAUCUUCACAACAAUUCUUUAGAAAACCUCAGCAAGUCCAUUCCCUCAUCUACCAUUACUAAUUCUUCUGCAUUACAAUCUACCUCAAAUGCAUCGACAAUGUCAGUUGCUACUAAAGUAUCAAAACAGAUCACACCUAGUGAAUCUUGUUCCAAGCCAGUAAUGAAUGGCAAGUCCAAGCUCACCUCCAGUGUGCUGGUCCCUUAUGGUGCAGAGUCUUCAGAAGAAUCUGAUGAGGAGUCAAAGGGACUGGGUAAGGAGAAUGGCCAUGCAAAACCUCUUAAUGGACUUCUGACUGGAAAUGGAGUUGGUAUGCUCCCAAAUACUUGUUCUUCCUGUCAAGAUGCUGAAGAUGAUGAGGCUUCUCAUCAUGAACUGCCAGAAACUGUGACAGUAAAUGGUGCUAAUAGUAUAGAGAAUAGUGACCCUAAAGAAAAUGGACUGUCAUUUGAUGAUCCCACUUGCCAAGUCAAACCUGCUAAACAUUCAGAAAAUCCCUUUUCCAAGACAAAUGGAUUACAUGGAAAGUUGAUGCCUACUCCCUUGCCUCCACUUCCAGAAGAUAGAAUCGUAGAGUCUUUCAGAUUCAGCAACAAAUUAAAAAGCUUGACUGAUGAUAUAAGUUCAACUGGAAAUGAGAAAUCGCCUGAAGAACAUGGUACCGAACUUGUGGUUGGUAGCAACAGUUCAGCUUCCUUUGAACAACUAGAGAAAGUUACUUCAAGUCUUAGCUGCAAAAUAAAGAAUAACUUUCCACCCUCGGAUCCUAAUGUCAUUGCUACCAAAGAAGAAAUUCCUGAAAGUAUUAUAGCAAAAACAGAAGAGUCUAUUCCUAAUGUCAUUAGUCAUUGUAAUGCUAACAAGAAAGCCAUUGGAGAUGAUCAGUUUCCCAAACAGUGUGAUCCUGGGAAUUUCACAGAUGAAAAGCUCCUACUAUCCCAAGAAGUAAAGGGAACAUUAAAGGAGAAUUCACUGAACUCUGCACCAGUGGAUACAGUGGAAAAAUUGAGCCAAACUCCCUCAAAUAAUUUUGACACUGAAUGUGAUAGUAAUAAACUCUUAGUAUUUAUUAGUACUGAAAAAUGCAAAGAAACAAAGGACCUUUCUAAAAGUAUAGACAUGUCUGCUAAUGAACUGUCUGCCACCCAAUUAGAUAAAAUUGUAGAGAAUCAUUAUUCAAAAGGGAGCACUGAACAAAGUAAUAGUGAACGAUGUGAAGAAAGUAAAGUUAGACAAAAAGUUCAGAGUAAUUCUCCAGUUAAGGAAAAAGGUGAUAGCCCCAGAAAAGUGGACAGAGGGCAUCACCAUAACCGAAGAGAACAUUCUUCCAGUGGAGAACGAACAAAGCAAAGCAGGAGCAAAACAGAGACACAUUAUUACAAAAAAAGAGUCUCCUAUAGCAAAGAGAGGACCAAAAAAGGCCGCCACAAAUCAGAACACUGUAACGGAAGCAAAUAUAAACCGUUUCAUAAUGAAAGCAGUAGCCCUGACAGUAGGUCCUUAGGAAAACAUAACCAUUAUCGGUCCAGAAGUAGAGGAAAAUCUGAUCAGGAAAGGGGUAGAUAUUACCAUUCUAAAAGUGAACGAUCUUGGAGUCGAGAGAAAUAUUAUCCAGAUGGAAUGAGAAGAUGGGACAAAUAUAGAUAUUAUAGUGAUUAUUAUCCUUAUUCUUCAAGGGAGGGUAGAGAGUGGAAGCCAUCUCACAGUGAUCGGGAAUAUGACAAAGCAAGUCAGUACAAUAGUAGAUCACACAAGGACUAUUAUAAAAGCAAAUGGGUUCAUGAGCCAGCACCUAAAGAGAAAGAAAGGCAUCACUUGAACAGUAAUAAAGUAGACCUCUCCCAUUGUUCAUCUCUUCCUCAACAUCCUGAAAAAUAUUCUCAUGACAAAAUUGCACUUGAAAACAGUUCAAAUCUUUGUAGUCAGUUUCAUGAGUAUGAAAGUGUGAAAAUGAGGAAAAGGAAAUAUGAUAGCAUAGAAAAUAGUGACAGUGACAUAGAAAAGAAAAUCCCCAAACCCUUACAAAAUGAGCCAGUAGAGGAGCAGAAAGUAAAGAAGCACAAAAAAUCGAAAAAGAAAAAGAAAUCCAAAGACAAACACAGAGCAAGAAGCUGCAAGCAUCAUCAGGAAUUGGAUCUUUCUGUAGUCAACUCCAAAGCUGACCUUCGCAAACACAAAAAGAAGAAGAAGAAAAAGAAGAAACAUGCAAAAAAAUCAGAGGACUAUAUUGAACAUUCAGAUCUUCAUGUACUCAAAAUUUCCUGCUCUGAGACUGAUAACAAAACUUGGGAGAAAAAGGACAAAUCUCCCAUCAAAGAUGGCUUGCCAUCUGAGGACUACCAGAAAUUUAAUAAACUUUCUCACGAGGAAGAUGAUGAUCACCCUGAGAAAACCAAACACUUAAGAAUGGAAAGCCAGGAUCAUAAAUGUCACCCAGCUGAGUAUGGCCAGGCUAAAGGCCUCCCCUCUCAUAAGGACUACAGUCAGAAGGUUUCCAGUAAACAGUUGGAUGACAGUUCUACAAGUACAGAUGAAUCUAGAUGGAAAGUGAAUGAAAACUCAUCCUCAAAAGAAAAAAUACACUAGUUACCGAUUCAGAGUGUUCAACUGAAGCCAUCCCCAACACAGCUUAAAUUAUAUUUAUAAAUAUAGAAAAUGAUUAACUGUUCAAAUCCAUAAGUGGUGCUUCUUCAGUAAAUACUGUACAGGAUUUUACCAUGGAAGAACUUUUUUUUAAUUUUUACCUUGAGACUUUUUCUUAAUUACCCUUAAUCCAAAUGGAUGAAAACUUUCUACAACUGCUGACCGUUGUAAAAUACCGUGUAUAUAAUCACAUUGAAAAUAAUGCCCUGGAAUAGAACAUCUCAAAUGCUGCUUAAUUACAGACUCAGGUUGAUUACUUGUAUUUCAUGUAAUGUUACUCCAAGUUAGACAUCUGGUGCAAGACCAAGCCAGGAAACCAUGGAAUUAUUUAAAAAGGAGGGGGUGGGAGGGAAGUGGGGAAGGGAAGAAAAGAAGAAAAAAACUGUGUAUAUUUAAUUUAAAGACUUAUUUAAAAAUUCACAAGCUCUUACCUAGAAUUUUGAGAGAGAGAGCUCUCUGUUUUCUGUGAUGUCUGAUACUAGAAACUAAUUUGCUUCACAUUUUAGUUGUAUUCAAGAUUUGAAGAUGUAUUUUAUAGACAAGUUCUGUUUCUGAACUUUGUGGAAACACACCAAUCAAUUUACCAGUUAUGAUGAGCAUUUACAUUAUGAAUGUAUAACCCAAACUUUAUUUGUAAAGCCUACAGUAUGUUUUUAUUACAUAACACUUUUUUAUACAGUCACUUGUCUUGACUAUACAAUAUUGGAGUCUGAGUUGUCAGUUUGGUCCCUUAAAGUUUCUAGUUACAGACAAAUUCAUACUGUGAUUUUAUUUUUAAUAUGGAAAUGCUAUCAAACUGUGAUAUACUUAUAAUUCACUGGUCCUGCAUCAGGAGAUGGAGUGGGGAAAACUGUAUUUAAUACAGUUUAUAUCUGAAUAAUCUGUAUGGUUUAUACAGUCUGUGUUGUUCAGAGAUGUCUAAAGUUUGAUCUUUGUUUUUUUAAAGAUUAUAAAAGCACUUGCCCCACUGUAAAUAUAUAGCAUGUAAAAUUUAUAUAGUAUAUAAAAUACAGCAAAGUCAAAACA